Molecule: messenger RNA, 1706 nt
Organism: Arabidopsis arenosa
Lineage: Eukaryota; Viridiplantae; Streptophyta; Magnoliopsida; Brassicales; Brassicaceae
Source: the annotation of a GenBank genome assembly
UAUCCACAUUCUCAGUCCAUACAUCACUCAAAACACCAAGAGAAUAAAUUCUUCCAAAAAAAGCAAAAAAUCAAUGGAGAGAGCAAAGUCGAGGAAGCCUCAUAUCAUGAUGAUACCAUAUCCACUUCAAGGUCACGUUAUCCCUUUUGUCCACUUAGCCAUCAAACUUGCUUCUCAUGGCUUCACCAUCACUUUCGUCAACACCGACUCCAUCCACCACCACAUCUCCACGGCUCAUCACGGUGACCCCGGUGACAUCUUCUCCGCCGCUCGCAGCUCCGGCAAGCUCGAUAUACGUUACACCACCGUGACUGACGGCUUCCCUUUGGACUUUGACCGCUCACUUAACCAUGACCAGUUUUUCGAAGGCAUUCUUCACGUCUUCUCUGCCCACGUGGAUGAUCUCAUCGCUACACUCUCCCGCCGGGAUGAUCCUCCGGUGACUUGCUUGAUCGCCGACACGUUUUAUGUUUGGUCAUCUAUGAUUUGCGACAAGCACAACCUCGUUAAUGUCUCGUUUUGGACCGAACCAGCCUUAGUCCUCAAUCUCUAUUAUCACAUGGAUCUCCUCAUAUCUAACGGUCAUUUCAAAUCUCUUGAUAAUCGUAAAGACGUGAUCGAUUACGUACCAGGGGUUAAAGCAAUAGACCCAAAGGACUUGAUGUCAUAUCUUCAAGUAAGCGACAAAGACGUAGACACAAAUACAGUAGUCUAUAGAAUAUUAUUCAAGGCCUUUAAAGACGUCAAGAGAGCCGACUUCGUCUUAUGCAACACAGUGCAAGAGCUCGAACCAGACUCUCUCUCGGCUCUACAAGCCAAACAACCGGUUUACGCUAUCGGUCCGGUUUUCUCAACUGAUUCGGUUGUCCCCACAAGCUUAUGGGCCGAGUCAGACUGCACCGAGUGGCUUAAGGGCCGGCCCAACGGGUCAGUUCUCUACGUCUCGUUUGGUAGCUAUGCACAUGUUGGUAAGAAAGAGAUUGUUGAGAUAGCUCAUGGGCUUUUGCUAAGUGGGAUUAGUUUCAUUUGGGUUUUACGUCCGGAUAUAGUUGGAUCCGACGUCCCAGAUUUUCUUCCAGUUGGGUUUAUGGACCAAGCCAAAGAUCGAGGUCUUGUGGUCCAGUGGUGUUGCCAGAUGGCAGUAAUUUCAAAUCCAGCCGUGGGAGAUCAAUUCACGAAUAGGAAGCUUGUGGUUGAUGAUUGGUGCAUUGGGAUUGACCUUUGUGAGAAGAAGACAAUCACAAGGGACCAAGUCUCAGAGAAUGUUAGAAGAUUGAUGAUGGAUGGAGAAACUUCAAGUGAGCUAAGAAACAACGUUGAAAAGGUUAAACGUCAUCUCAAAGCUGCGGUUACAGCCGUUGGAUCUUCGGAGACUAAUUUUAACUUGUUUGUUAGUGAGCGAAGACACAGAGCCAUGGUUGCUUGGAGAUUUGCGGUAUCGAUGGCGAUUGAUCAAGGUAGGGAAGAGAGAAGACUGUGUAUGUUCUCGGUCGAAGACAUCGGAGGAAUGCAUGAGUUCAAGCAAUUAGGCUCAAGCGAUGAAAUCAGAGAUUCAAAGAUUAUUCAAGAAAGAAGAGGUUUGAGGCUGCUGCAGAACACUAGAUCAAAGGGAAAAUUUACGAUCGGUGUUGAUGAUAUCUAGAUGCUGAAUGAUGGAGAUUAUUCAUUGGUAAUGUUGAAGCGUCUGUUACAAGAAUUUGUGAGUU